This is a messenger RNA of Chaetomium globosum CBS 148.51, 981 nucleotides long. RefSeq lists its product as uncharacterized. The transcript is spliced from 2 exons. Bases 1 to 981 code for a protein of 326 amino acids. Lineage: Eukaryota; Fungi; Ascomycota; Sordariomycetes; Sordariales; Chaetomiaceae. The record is from RefSeq and is a predicted model, not a curated record.
AUGAUCGGCGAUAUGGGUCGGGCGUCGGGUAAGGAUGUGUGGUCCAUCUCGGCAGCGGCACGUUUUGCUGCUUCUGUCGAGCCCAAGCCCUUAACACAAGCCUUGCGAGACGGAUGGGCUGCGCUCCGCUUCCGACACCCAUCCAUUGCAACCACUGCUGACGGCGACACCCUACAAUAUCACGUCCCUGAUGCCCAACGACUGACAAGAUGGCUGGAUGAAACCUUCAUCGUGGUGCGCGGCGAAUCCAGCAUCGACGGUAUUCUGGGCACGCUUCCGCCACGAGCAUCCGCAUGUUGUUAUUACCUUGAGGAUGCUACGGAGGUGAUAUUGCAGCUCUCGCACUGGCGCACUGAUGGUAUUGGGGCCUUUUACCUAUUAGGGGCUUUGCUCAAAGCGACCAUCGACCACCUGAGGGAUGAGCCACAUCACUUCGCCUGGGGCCAGGAGACAGUUCGGCUUGUCCCUAGCGUCGAAUGGGCUCUGAAAUUACCAAACAGGCCAACGGAGGCCAUCGAAAUGGCCACAAAAGCAUACCUGAAUACUUUGAGCCAUGCCCACGGUGCUCUGGGCAUCCCGUCGCAACCCAUGCCAGCUGCACAAGCUGCAAGAUUACCCACGCUCUGCUUUUCCGUGAAUAAGACGGCCGAGCUGCUGUCAGCGUGCUCCCAACGGGGCAUUCGCUUCGAGUCGGCGCUGCACGCCUCGGUGACAGCCGCAGCGUACUCGAUAGCGGGACCCGCCACAGCGUCGGGGAGCAACCAUCACAGCAGCACCCUACGCCACAGCCUCCGGCCACAUCUUCCCGCUCCGUACCACGGUGUGGCCGGCGCUGCCGGACUCUACACAGCUGCCUACUUUGCCAAAGUACCGGGCACCCAGUCCUGGCUAGACAACGCCCGGUACUACGAGACCGAGUAUGCCAAUGGCGCCUCCCCGGAUCUGAUACCUAUCCUGAGUUACGGAGUGAUCUCUACGUAG